Molecule: messenger RNA, 573 nt
Organism: Penicillium argentinense
Lineage: Eukaryota; Fungi; Ascomycota; Eurotiomycetes; Eurotiales; Aspergillaceae
Exons: 2
Coding region: 1-573 (190 amino acids)
Biological process (GO): nuclear-transcribed mRNA catabolic process, RNase MRP-dependent; maturation of 5.8S rRNA from tricistronic rRNA transcript (SSU-rRNA, 5.8S rRNA, LSU-rRNA)
Cellular component (GO): ribonuclease MRP complex
Molecular function (GO): rRNA primary transcript binding
Source: RefSeq, a predicted model, not a curated record
AUGGACCAUCAAGAGAUUCGCGCUGUCUACUCCAUCUUGCACCUACUCUACCAUCGCAAUAAAAAUCAACACCAACGGGCGAAAUGGUGGAAAUGGCUGUCAAUGCUGAAGCGCACCGCUUCCGAGCUUGCCUUCCCCGAGUCGAAGGUCUUCGCAGCAAGCUCGUGCCCGCAAUAUCUGAGCUUGCGAUUGAUCCCAAGAUGCUACCAUGCAUUCUCGACGGUGGUUGCUGAUAAUCAAUUCGCCACGCUUGGCGUAGUGCUUUUAGCCGCCCUAGCGCGACUGGCGAAGGCGACAGGCAUCAAAUACGAAAGACCAGCACGUACUGAGUUAAAAGCCCCGAAAGCCCCAAGAAUGAAACCAACAGAGGAUCGUGGCGAGCGUAUUUGCCGUGAUGAUGCCGAUGCCGAUGCUGUUGCGAAUGCGCUUCCCGGGACUGGCAGAAGGCACCAACCCCAGUCGGCUAAGGUGGGCAAGCCCCUCAAAGAAAAGACCAAACGUGUGAAAGCUGCCAAGAGUUCCGCCAAAAAGAAGAAGAACGCCAUCGAUGAUCUGUUCAGUGGGUUGCUCUGA